Saccostrea cuccullata (small rock oyster) is the source of this 3802-nucleotide messenger RNA. Its product is annotated as tRNA (34-2'-O)-methyltransferase regulator WDR6-like. NCBI's taxonomy places the organism in Eukaryota, Metazoa, Mollusca, Bivalvia, Ostreida, Ostreidae. Gene Ontology annotation, cellular component: cytoplasm. Bases 204 to 3686 code for a protein of 1160 amino acids. The record is from RefSeq and is a predicted model, not a curated record. Gene Ontology annotation, molecular function: protein binding. The transcript has 23 exons. Gene Ontology annotation, biological process: tRNA methylation.
AAUGCUAAUAAGUGUAAAAACCAUGGUACUUUUCUUAUAUCUGUCAAAUGAACUGAAUAGAACGCAUCUCCGGAGGCCUUAAAAGUAAACUGUCACCGAUUCGAUAUAACUAGUGCAAGCUGCAUGCCUGAACUGUUCAACUAAACAGCUAAAGCUACAACCAGCACUUGAAUAAGCGUUGUCAACAGCUUCCAACUGAGGUCAUGGAGCGUGCAACAGCUAUUCGGUGCGAUUUCAUGACAGGCCCAGUUACCGCUUUGCAAAUUAUCACAGACAACUUUGUUUUGGCAGGAAUCGGAAGCUAUCUUCACACUCUUGAUAUUUCUCAACAGAGAAGCAUAUCCUGUGAGUUGGUGUUGCCAUGUCGCUGUAUUCAUGGAAUCAGAGCAUUCAAAGGUCAGCUAGAGUCAUCAACUCUGGCAGUGUUUGGCGAAAAAAGCAUUACAGUGAUAGACUUUCAUCUACCUGCAAAGAAAACACAGAGCAGUGCAUUUGAUGAUGAAACUUCUAAAAAUGCUUGCAGCGUGACAUCAAAAGUGGAUCUGACAGAAUUUGAAGACUGGAUUUGGGAUGUAUUGUUUUUAGGCAAUGAGAAGAAUGAUAAUUUGGCUUUAGCUUUAGGACAUAACACUGUGAUUCUGUGGAACUGGAAACAGAACCAGAUAGUGGAGAAGGUGACCUGUGUAGAAAACUGUAUAUUAUAUUGUGCUAAGUUUAUCAAUUCUAAUUGGGAUCAAGUUCUUUUGGCUGCUGGAACUGUUUUCAAUGAAAUAUUGUUGUGGGCCCCAAAAGGUCAGAAGUCAGAGUCUGGUCAAGUGACAGUCUUAAAAAGUCUAAAAGGACACAAGGGAGUAAUUUUUUCUGUGGAGUAUUUCCACCAGAAACAGAUGAUGUGUUCAGCCUCAGAUGAUCGCAGCAUCCGACUUUGGCUGUUCAGAUUUGAGAACUCUUCUGCUCCCAGUGAGCUUGAGACUCCUCUGGAAUUAUGGGAAAACAGCAGCUGUUCCUGUGUUGGGGUGUUUUAUGGUCACUCAGCCAGAGUGUGGGAUGUCAGAUUACUGUCCACAACUCUGGUCAGUGUUGGAGAGGACUCAACAUGCUGUGUAUGGAAUUACAAUGGAGAUAUUCUUCAGAAGUUUAAAGGUCAUAAGGGUAAAAGUAUUUGGAGUUUAACAGUUGAUGACAAAGAAAGAUUUGUGGUGACAGGAGGGGGUGAUGCCAGUGUUCGUCUCUGGUAUUUGUCAUCAAGGUCAGAAAGGUCAAAUUACAGAACGCAUGCUCUCCAACUGCCACAUACGCCACCUGGAAAGGUAGAUGACUACCCACGCUCAGUAGCUCUGCUAAAUCAUGAUGAGAUUAUCAUCAUAACCAAUGAAGGGUAUUUGUACUUGUAUGAGGUUGAGGAAAAAAGAUGGCUGACUCUACAGGCUGAUUCAGAAUUCAGGUCUUAUACAGUGAUGUCUGUAGCUCAUACAAAACAGAGAUGUUUUACAUUGGGAAAUAUCCAUGGAACACUCAGGAUUUUUACCUGUAGAGAUGCAACAUGUAAGUCAAAUUGGGUGAACAAGGACUGGAGGAUAUGUAAUGGUAAAAUAAUGAGUGUCCAUUGGUUGUCUGGUACCCAGCUUCUCACCACUGGUCUAGAUGGAGAAAUAAAAUUGUGGAACUUUGAAGUUGUGUCCAUGCAUUUAGAGUGUUGUGGAAUGUACACUCUUCCUGUGUGUAAACAUAGAUGGGUGUCAGCUGCUGUAGUUAGUCACGGAUCACUGAUCUGUGGGGACAGAGGGGGCACCAUCCAUUUGUAUCAUCUGGGAAGUGACUGUAAGAAUCCAUCUCAGAGUUUCCCCAAAAUUCAUGGAAAAACAGGUGUGACUAGCAUUUGUUUCUAUGGAGACAAUAUUUACACAACAGGAAGAGAUGGUUGCUAUAGAGUGUUCAGCCAUGAUGCUGGUCACAUGACCUUGUUAAACAGCUACCGUGUGUACAAGGGCUUUGAGUGGAUUGACAGACUUCAGAUAGCUGAAGAAGGAGCAGAUUUUUUUGUCUUUGGAUUUCAGUCAAGUGACUUUGUUUUAUGGAGUGUAAACAGCAAUCAGAAGCUCAUACAGAUUCCUUGUGGUGGAGGUCAUAGGUCAUGGGACAGCAACACCAAGGGAGACAACUUCAGAUUUGUUUAUCAGAAAACAAGGGAGGUGAUUGUAUGUGACACCAAACUCCAACAGAAUCAAGUGAAGCUCAAGAGUGCUCUACACGGAAGGGAGAUAACUUGUGUUAGAUUUCUUGAUGCGAGAGAGGAUGGAUGCAUUAUUUUAACUGGAAGUGAGGACACAAGUGUACAGAUAUCAAGUAUAAAAUAUAAUGAUUAUGCAGUGAAAGAAAUGUCUUGCAUAGAGUACCUGAAUGGACAUAUAUCUAGUGUGAGGGCCCUCUGUUUAUGCCCCUCCUACAAACAGUCACAUGACCAGAAGUCCAUGUUAAUGUUUUCUGCUGGUGGCAGAGCUCAGAUGUUGGUAUGGAGAUUGACAGUAGAAAACUCCACCUCCCUAGUAACUGAGAAUCUGUGCAGCUUCAUGAUUGGUCAGAUCAAAAGAAAAGGAAGAACCAGGAUGUGGAAACUACAGCAGAUAAAACUGAAUCCAGAGACGAGGUUUAUGGACCUUAGUAGUGUUCAGCUCACAAGAGUGUGGACAGAAUUUCCAGAUCAUUUACAUGUCCUGGCUUCUGCCUGCUCAGAUGCUUAUGUUAGGUUAUACAUUUUUGAUGAAGAAAAGAGAGACCUUACUCUUCUAAUGGAAUCUGUCUUUCAUGAACACUGCGUAUUAAAAGUGUCCACACUCACAAGAAAGAACAAAACAGACUCGGAACUGUACAUACUGUCUGCUGCAACUGAUGGUCAGAUAGCAUUCUGGAAAAUAAACAAAGAAAAUAUCUCCCUUAUUGUUAAAAAUAGAGUGGAAUCACGUCCUGAAAAAGUAAAAAUGGAGAGGACUUUCUCUUCCAUAGAGAGUGAUAUAGGAAACAAUAUCAGUAAUAGUCUCAGGGAGCAGUGUGAUAUGAAAAACUCUUUGAUAUCUGCCUCAAAUACAUGUGAUACUGAUGAUAAACAGGAAGCAAGAAGUGAUUUACAGUACUCUCAGUACAGUGAUGAUAGUUCAGGAGUAUGUUAUGAAGCUGAUGGCAUACACGAAGAUUUUGACGGAUCUCUGGAGACAGACUCGGUUGAUAAAGAGGCCAUGGAAAUAAUGAGACCUGGAUUUGUCCUGAGUCACCAUCAGUCAGGUGUCAAUGGAAUGGAUUGGCUCCAUUAUAAAGAUGAUGACUUCCUGAUAGCCAGUGGUGGGGAUGACAAUGCUAUAUGUAUUUCAUUGGUUCAGUUUGAUGAUGAUGUCAUCAGGGUCAAGGCUAAAGGGUCCUGUUUAUGUGCUCAUGCAACAGAAAUAACAGGUGUGAAGUUUCUAUCUCCCAGUAAGCUGUUAUCAGUGUCCAUUGAUCAGAGGCUUAUACUGUGGGAUCUCAGGGUUAAUAGUGAUCAUAUACAGGUACAGCAGCUUAGUUGUAAGUUUGUGUGUGUGACUGACAUAUCAAACAUGGACAUCUUGAAAGUUGACAAGGAUAGAUUUACUGUUGUGGUAUCUGGUGAAGGAUUAGCAACCUUUGAAGUACAUGUGCAGACUCAGUGUGAAUAGCAUGUGUUGUGCCUGUGGCUACAAAAUGAGACAGUUAUACUGUAACACACAAUUACACAUGCAGAAAAUUAUGUUUACAUUAGUUUCUCUUAAGCAUAUGCAUGUAGCUGAAAAGA